This is a messenger RNA of Coprinopsis cinerea okayama7#130, 1854 nucleotides long. RefSeq lists its product as hypothetical. The transcript has 4 exons. The record is from RefSeq and is a predicted model, not a curated record. Lineage: Eukaryota; Fungi; Basidiomycota; Agaricomycetes; Agaricales; Psathyrellaceae. The coding region runs from base 1 to 1854 and encodes 617 amino acids.
AUGCCUUUGUGGGACAGGAGUCAGGGUAAGCGCCCUUCGACUGCAGCCAAGUCAGCUACAGCAGAGACAUAUCCGACGCUUAUUGGGCGUGUAACUGAUGGCGACUUGGAUGCAAUUGACACCGUCCUCGAGAGAUGGCCAAAAUUCUCCAAUGACAGGAAAACUGCCGUAUGCGCUGCCGUUCUCCGACACCUAGACGCCCCAUUUCCCUCGCCGUCUUUUUUGAACACUUCCGAAAGGAGGAAGACAUUAGAACGCUCGGCCGGGGCACUGGACGUAUUCCACAACCUCAUCGUCUCCGCUAAAGCCGACAGCUCGGAGUCGUUCAUGAAUGAUGCGUCGAGGAUAGCUAUCGAGCAUCUCGAGCCUAUAAUCUCCUGGCAUCGAUUCACUACGCUUCGGGGCCUACACACAAUGUCGAACCUCCUCUACCUCCUCUUCGAUCUCAUAUCUCUCACGGAAGACCUGCAGCUGGCGCUACUUUCGUCUCGCUGUGCUAUGGAUGCCCUUGUCACCUUCGCCUCUUCCAGCAUCGAUCUUAUGGCGCAUGAUGACCUCCCAGAGUUGUUUCUGUACCUCCUCCAUCACUGCACGACACACAAGGUAUCCCAGCGCUUGCUCUUCGAUGCUAUCCUUGAUUCGCCACGGUCUUCCCAGAGGCGGUUCUUGGCCAAUGUGGUAUCACUCAUAGAUUUUGCCUCCAUCGCCGUAGCAAAAGCCCCCAAGAGCGGACGGAAGCCCAUUGACCUCGUUCGAUUCUUUAUCUUUCUUCAAGCUACGUUCGACAACUUUUCCAAAGAAUGGAAAUUCAGUCCUUUCCUUCUCGAGCAGGGAUACAUCGCCAAGUACCUGGACCUUGUCCUCGGUGACCUUCCAAGGAUUCGGCGCUUGGCGGACCGUUGGGAGGACGUGCCGCCCAUGCUCGAUGCCAACCUCCUAUUGGCAACGUUCAAAUGGACCCACUUCCACCGUGCGCACACCUCCAAGUUAAUCCACCAGGUCGUCCAAGGGGGUCUACUGGUCAGGGCAAUAGAACUGCUCACUUUGGCGAGGGGGGAAGCCGACGUCAACGUCCUCGAUACGAUAAUCUCCCACAUCACGGGAUAUCUGCCAUUCUCCGACCGAUUGUGGACUGCGCUGGAGUUUUGGGACGACUACAUCGACGAGUCCCUUGUGGAGUGCUUAAUGAACCCUGAAGAACCGGGCCACGAGACAUGGACGAAGUUCAUAACCUCUGUGGAAAUUCAGCGAUACGUGAUGGAUGCACAGGAGUCUUGCCCGGUCACUUGGGUGAACUGUCAGAAUAUGUCUCAUCUCGACCCUGCUUACAGCAAUCCCAAUUCCGACGAUGACGACAUCAAGUCGUGUUCGCAGUGCCAUUCUGUUGUCUACUGUUCCGAUGAGUGUCAGAGAGAGGAUUGGAAACGCGUUCAUCGGUUCGAAUGUGACAAUCUCCGCGAUGCGCACUACGAACUAAAGAAGGAACGGCUUUGGGUGCCGUGGUACGUUCGACUUCGGACCAUGGCUGCGUCGUCAAGGAUUGUUCCCACCUUCUACCACAGAGGGUUCGCACGGGAGGAGGGCGCUGAAUCAAUUCACGUCGUUGGAUUCUUCGCAAACGACGGGCACGAUAUCCUCCCUCUGGAGAAGUAUUACGCGCAGGCAAGGGGAUUCAAGGGAUGGUCUCCGAAUCGAUUCGAAAGGAUCGUUGAAGAGGUCGUUUCACGGGAUAUGCGACUUUACUCUUUCUUAUUCCCAUUCGGAUUUUCGAGGAUACACAUGCUGUGCAUUUUCGAUCGGGGGAUAGGGGAAAAGGAGCCGAGAAUGCACCAUGUGAUGUCGCUUUUGGAGUAA